Drosophila willistoni is the source of this 1650-nucleotide messenger RNA. Its product is annotated as transcription factor Adf-1. The record is from RefSeq and is a predicted model, not a curated record. Lineage: Eukaryota; Metazoa; Arthropoda; Insecta; Diptera; Drosophilidae. The transcript has 2 exons. The coding region runs from base 167 to 814 and encodes 215 amino acids. Gene Ontology annotation, cellular component: transcription regulator complex; nucleus. Gene Ontology annotation, biological process: regulation of transcription by RNA polymerase II.
CGAAAAUUUAUUUCUGGCCCCUUUGAUUUUUAGGCUACGCCUGUGAAAUUGCCAAGCACAGUGGCGCCCCCGUGAACUCUAACGGUCAUAAAUUGUUUGACAGCGCUGUAGAGCGAAUGUUUUUGUUGAAAGAAAAGAAAUUAAAAGAAAUUAGUAAAUAUAUAAAAUGCCAUUUCCCCCGGAUUUCGACAUACUACUUAUUGACCUGGUAAAAGCCAAUCCCAUCCUUUGGGAACGGGAAUCUCGCAGUUCUCCCUACAAAGAGCGUCGCACUCGACACACGGAAAUAUGGAAAAGCAUAGCAACUUCAUUGAAGACAGAUGUUCUAACCUGCACAACGCGUUGGAAUAAUUUGCGGCAAAAAGUCCGUCGUGAGCUAACCAAAGAAAAGGAUGGCGUGGGGUCUGAUUGGAGUCUAUUGCGCAAAUUGCGUUUCCUGCAGCAGACCACAUACAGCCAUCGCAGCAGUGAGAGACAACAGUCUAACAAUAGGCAGCUUCAGCCGCCCAACAAUGUGAGUUGGUCAUCCCGGAAUGGUUUACAAGUGCAUGAUGAAGAUGAUCAACUGCAGGAGGCCAUGGAUGAACAACAGGCAGCAGCAUUACCACCUGCUGUUAUACCCAGUCAGACAAGUCAGGAGGCUAAUCCAACCACUGGUCCAUUUACCAUGAAGGUGAUAAAGAGGAUUGAGUCUCUCUUGGAGGGAUUGGGUUCACCCAAUCGUCAAAAGGCAGAGAAACGUAUUUUGACCUAUCUAUGCAAAUGUAAUUUGCGCUCCCUAAAUAAUGAAGAAAUCGAUGAUAUACUCCUUUAAGGCAUGUCACCCGUAUAUGUUUGUCUAUCUGUGUGUUGGUGUGUGUCUGCACAGGAGUGGGAGAAAAUCGAAUUCGAACCAAAAACCAAACUCCUACUACUAUGACGCAGUUAGUUGAAUUGGGGGAAUUGGUCAAAAGAGUGCGCGCGCAACCAAAAGCAAUAACAUGUCCAAUACACUAACUGUCUGCCUGCCUGCUGCUCUUCAAAAAAUGAAGGCGCGCGGGCGGUAUGACGCCAAAACAAGCAUUUAGUUUAUUAAUUUAAUGACUCUACUACUACAACGACGACGAAGUUCGACCACUUCCACAACAUUCACAUUCACAUAGAGCUAACUAGGCAUGCGAUAUUAGCGAAACGAAAACAUAACGAGCAAAAGGCGCGUCCUGUGCACCCUUAACGACAGUUCGUCUACCCCGCCCGUCUUUACUUACUUACAACACCGACCCGAAUCGAACCGUACCGAUCCUGCCUUGCCCCGCCUUCUCUCUAUUCCCCAUCACUAUCCCAAUACCAAUACCAAUACGAACUUCCAAGACUCUUUGCUUAUCCUCCGUCGUCUCAGUUAUAUGUCGGUAGCCUAUCUAAUGUAAGGCAAAUAGUAUAGUAUAGUGUACAAACUCCUACUACUACCACUUCCACUACCACAUACUAUUGCUAGAUGGGUACAAUGGGAAUAACGCCACCUUCUGACAGUUUGGUAUUAACACCAAAUUAUCGAUUGAUUUCACUCACAUCGCUUCGUUUACACAAAAAUCAAUAAAAUCCAUGCAAAGCCAAAAAAAUCAAAAUAUUGUACAGUUUGUUUAUAAAUACAGUUAACCAAAAAUGUCCAAA